CUCCACCGUCCGAUCCCGAGCCGAUGGCGGCGGAGCCCCCGGCGGACGGCCGCGAUCCCCCGGCGGACGAUGGCGCCGCCGGCGACGGCGCGGUGGAGUCCGCGGCGGCGGAGGCGCUCCUGAGCGCGGCGUCGGAGCAGCUGACGCUCGUGUACCAGGGGGAGGUCUACGUCUUCGACCCCGUCCCGCCCCAAAAGCUUUUCCUGUCCCAUGAAUCAAUUGUGAUGCAACCAUAGUAAAGUUUCAAGGGUGAUCAUGUGCUUAUGUUACUAGUGAUGAGCUGCUGUUUAUUGCUUUGGCUAUUAUAUUGCUCAUGGCCAUUUGUAGUUGAUAUACAUGACUGACUGUUAUGUUAGUGUUAUACAGGUUCAGGCUGUUCUAUUGGUACUUGGAGGGUCUGACAUGCCUCCUGGUUUAGUAAGCAUGGCUGUACCUACCACAUUCGAUGAAAAGAGUACAACUGUGGCUGCCAGAAGAGUUGCUUCCUUAAUGAGGUUUCGUGAGAAGAGGAAGGAAAGAUGUUUUGAUAAGAAAAUAAGAUACAGUGUUCGUAAGGAGGUUGCUCAAAAGAUGAAACGACGUAAAGGCCAGUUUGCUGGAAGGGCAGACUUUGGUGAUGGUUCAUGUUCUUCUGCACCAUGCGGCUCCACAGCCAAUGGCGAGGAUGAUCAUAUCCGAGAAACGCAUUGCCAAAAUUGUGGCAUCAGCUCAAGGCUUACUCCAGCAAUGCGUCGUGGGCCAGCUGGUCCAAGGUCCCUCUGUAAUGCCUGUGGCCUAAUGUGGGCAAACAAGGGCACCCUAAGAAGUCCUUUGAAUGCCCCCAAAAUGACUGUGCAGCAUCCUGCUGAUCUGAGUAAAACGGGUGAUACAGAUGACAGCAAAGCAAAUCUGUGUGCUGAGCAUAAUCAAACCACUAUGAAAACUGACACUGAGAUGGUGCCAGAGCAGGAGCAGAAGGCAGACGUGUUGCCACCAACCAAAGAAGAAGAUAGCAUGGCUACCUCGUGACAAAAUGUUCAGACGCUUGUGUAUAAUUGAUACGUAGGUUAUUUUUCAGGAACUCCUGACUUUAGGAUGGUACAUAAGGCAACAGAACUAACAAAGAUCAGCUCCGUUGCGAACGAUGCAGACGCAUCGGCGCGCCAUAUUUAUCAAAUCCAUGUGUUGUUGUACACCCUACCCACUCAUUCUGUACGAUUUGAACACAGAUCUGAGUAAUACAAUCCGUUUUGAUCGGUUGUCAACUA
Oryza sativa Japonica Group (Japanese rice) is the source of this 1247-nucleotide messenger RNA. The record is from RefSeq and is a predicted model, not a curated record. NCBI's taxonomy places the organism in Eukaryota, Viridiplantae, Streptophyta, Magnoliopsida, Poales, Poaceae.